AUGGCUUCCGAAGGAGGCAAUGGUUGCAUAUCCUUGACGAUACCAGAAGGAGCGGAAGGGGGAGAUGUCUUGACCUUUGUGGUGCAUGGACAAGAGUUGGAAAUACCGGUUCCCAUUGGAUCAACUCCAGGGGAUGUCUUGCAAUUGCAAGUUGGUCGUGAUACUAGUGGUGAGGGAGAUGAUAAUGCCGAUGGAGAUGCUAGACACACAAAACUGGAUUUGGGAAAGGGAAGAAUUCUCGAGUUAUCAUCCCAAUUGCCAAAGGAAUUGCUAGACGCGGUGCGAAAUGACGGUGCAUCACCCAGUGAAAAUGAUGAUAAUAAUGAUGACGGUGAUACGGUGGAUGAUGGGACCUAUGCCUUGCCAUGGCAAAGUGGAAAGGAGCUUUCCAAGCUAUGGGACGAGAUAAUUCCAUGCUUUGAAGGCGGAAGAAUGCCAAAACGGAUUGUAGAACUAGGGUCGGGAGCUCUGGGAUUGGUGGGAUUGUCCUUUUGCGUCAGUCUGGAAGAAGGGUUACUGGAAGCAAAAUCUAUAGUGCUCUUGACCGAUGUGCCAUCGGCCAUGCCACUGUUGCAAUACAACUUGGAACACAAUCAAUCACUCUUGCCUGAUGGACUCGUGGUAAACGCCAAACCACUUCCAUGGACAAUGGACCCUCCAGACGACGACAAUCACGAGGUCAAGACCAAUGAACCACCGUAUGAUUGUAUCUUGGGAUCCGACUUGCUGUACAAUGAAAAGUUCAUCCCGCAUUUGGUAGCUACUACCAAAAGAUUGCUUCAUCCGAUACGUGGCAUUUUCAUUCUGUCCGUCCGUUGGAGAAAACCCGACCUGGAACGGGAAUUCUUUCAGGAAUCAGGAUUGGAAUGGGAACUGAUCCAGCCUAUGUCUGGAAACCUGAGCUGUCCGUUGGACUGGAGAGCUUUUGGCGAUCCAAAGAAUGAAAAAUCCAACUUGUAUUUUCAUCAGACGCAAAUAUCAGUCAAAGGCAAACCAAAGGCGCUCGCUGACAUUACUGAGGAGGAAUCUGGGAAACUAUUGGCCGAUGAAUUUAAAGCAUGGGAUCGGGCACACAUACAAAUCUACAUCGGUAGGCAACCCAAAGCAGCCUAA
Cylindrotheca closterium is the source of this 1113-nucleotide messenger RNA. Lineage: Eukaryota; Bacillariophyta; Bacillariophyceae; Bacillariales; Bacillariaceae. The record is from the annotation of a GenBank genome assembly.